Messenger RNA from Aspergillus mulundensis, 2457 nucleotides. Its product is annotated as putative chitin synthase activator (Chs3). The transcript has 3 exons. The coding region runs from base 1 to 2457 and encodes 818 amino acids. The record is from RefSeq and is a predicted model, not a curated record. NCBI's taxonomy places the organism in Eukaryota, Fungi, Ascomycota, Eurotiomycetes, Eurotiales, Aspergillaceae. Gene Ontology annotation, molecular function: protein binding.
AUGGCCUACCCGCAGCAGAGAGCUCCUCCAGUGAGGAAUUAUGGUCCUCCUCGAGGAGCCGCCCCUCCGAGAGAUCCGUCAUUCGAUUCCGGUUACCAGGAUUAUGGUUAUGACAACCAAUAUCCGGGUCCCGGCGCUGGGGGAUACAAUGAUCCCAGAUAUGGCUAUCCCGACCAGGCGGCUCCGAGAUCGCAAGGCCCUCCACGAGGUGCACCUCGGCCUUCGCGGGGAGGAUAUCCGCCGAAUGCGCGGGCUCCCCCGAGAGGCUACGAUGGCCGAGGAGACAGGCGCCCGCCUCCGCCGCAAGACCGGAUGAGACCUCCACAGAAUGGUCCGAUGUCACCGGAUAAAAUGGGGUUUGACAACACUUUUUCGUCUAUGCCUCCUGGGAACAGACGUCCGUCUAGAGGACUAGAAGGAGACAUGGCGGCAAUGAGCCUGAACGGACCAGCACCGCCGCGCCCCCACACCUCUAAUUCGAACAGACGCCCUGCAGAUAUGCGGCCGCCCAGGCCCGGAUCGCCUCCCCGUGGCCGUCCCAAUCCAUCAGCCUACCCUCCCAGAUCGGCCAGCGCAAACCGUCCGCGCAUUGAGCCACCUGUCGACCCUCGCGGCCCCCCACCGAUGCCGCAAAUCAGCCGGAGUGCAACGAUGCCUACUCCAGCUGGUGGGCUUUAUCCUGGCCAGUCAAGUUAUCAAGACCCAAGGGAGAGUACAUACGGAGGUCUACUGGACAGCUACUAUACCUCGGCUCCCGAUGAUCCAGAUAUGCCGAAUUUCGAUGCCAUGCCAAACUUUGACAACAGCAAAGGCCCAAUCGACGAAGCUCUACCAGGACUAGAACAGCCUAAGUCGAAGCCCACUUCUCCUGGUGCAUCUGGGCCACCGCAGGGGCAGUACAAAGCCUUCAAUCCCGCUAUGCAUACUCCGCCGGAUAGUGGCACCCCUACGGGAGCCAACCAAUUUGCCAACGCUGGAUUCCAGUUCGACCUGCCUGCCGAACCCCAUGUUGGUAGCCCGCCUCGCAACGGAAUGAAUCAUUACGAUCCAUACGAAGAACACCUGCAAUCGCAGUACUCACCUCAGUACUCACCACAGCACGCACCAACGGGUCAGCCGAUACCAGCCUAUAGUCAACCGGAAGCAGUAGAUCCUCAGCAGAAUCCUGAUGCACUUCCACACCACCCUAUGCCCUACCGCCCAGGCCACGAUUCAGGUGGACCACCACCUCCCGUGCGCCAGUACAACGGCGCGAUGAACACUCAACCACAAGCUGCGCCUCCACAAGCCCUUCCCGAGGGCCCGGCACCACCAGAACCAAUCACGCAUGCUGAACUCGAGCGUCUUCAGCAGCAAGCACGGAGUAAUCCUUCGGACCACAAACUUCAACUCACUCUUGCGCAGAAGCUCGUCGAAGCCUCGAUAGUCCUGGUGGAUGCAAGCAGACUCGACCCGAAAUCAAAGGCCAAAGCCCGAGAGAAAUACAACAUCGACGCUCACAAGAUCCUCAAAAAGCUAGUUUCCGCCGGCUACCCUGACGCGCAAUUCUACAUGGCCGACUGCUAUGGACAAGGCCUCUUAGGCCUUCAAAACGACCCGAAGGAAGCGUUCUCUCUUUACCACUCCGCAGCCAAGCACAACCACGCUCAGGCAGCCUACCGCGUCGCAGUGUGCUGUGAGAUUGGCCAGGAAGAUGGUGGCGGUACGAAACGUGACCCCUUCAAAGCCGUUCAAUGGUACAAGCGCGCCGCCUCCCUGGGCGACCCUCCCGCAAUGUACAAAAUGGGCAUGAUUCUCCUUAAAGGCCUCUUAGGACAAGCCCGCAACCCGCGCGAGGGUAUCUCGUGGCUCAAGCGCGCCGCGGAGCGCGCUGAUGAAGAAAACCCACAUGCUCUUCACGAACUCGCCCUUCUUUACGCCUCCGCUUCAGAAAACGACAUUGUCAUCCGCGACGAAGCCUACGCUUCUCAACUCCUCCAUCAGGCCUCCGAACUCGGCUACAAGUUCUCCCAAUUCCGGCUUGGGCAGGCUUACGAAUAUGGCCAGUUAGGGUGUCCCGUUGAUGCUAGACAGAGCAUCAUGCUCUACAGCGCCGCCGCAUCACAGGGCGAACACCAGUCCGAACUUGCCCUUAGCGGUUGGUACCUUACCGGUGCUGAAGGGAUCCUGCAGCAAAGCGACACGGAGGCGUACCUGUGGGCUCGCAAGGCGGCGGCCUCGGGUCUCGCCAAGGCCGAGUAUGCUAUGGGUUACUUUACUGAGACGGGGAUUGGGGUCACGGCGCACCUGGAAGAUGCGAAGAGGUGGUACUGGCGUGCUGCUGCCCAAGGAUUCCCCAAAGCCCGCGAGCGUCUCGAGGAACUCAAGUCGGGGGGUGCCCGGAUGCAGAAAACUCGGCUCUCUCGAUCGGCCGUGAACCAGCAGAAGCCUAAUGACGGGGACUGUGUCCUUAUGUGA